Anoplopoma fimbria (sablefish) is the source of this 1961-nucleotide messenger RNA. RefSeq names its product family with sequence similarity 210 member B (gene mims2). The transcript has 3 exons. The record is from RefSeq and is a predicted model, not a curated record. Lineage: Eukaryota; Metazoa; Chordata; Actinopteri; Perciformes; Anoplopomatidae. Gene Ontology annotation, cellular component: mitochondrion. Bases 152 to 658 code for a protein of 168 amino acids.
AUAGAUGUUAUUACGCAGCCGCUGGUGUGUGCAAACAGAGGAGGAGGAGGAGGAGGAGGAGGAGAAGAAGAAGAAGAAGAGGAGAUCCGGCGGGUUAUGGUUUGUUUACAGGUGACUGGGGGUUUCCAGUUUACUCUGCGCCACUGGGACCAUGCAGACCAGAAGCUUAUCCACGAAGAAGAGCGAGGAGCAGACGGCUCACCACAACAACAACAACAACAACAACAUCAACAAAAGAGGGGAAGAGCAGAAUUUAAAGGAGACCUCUUCUACAUCCUCAUCUACAGGGAAGGCCCCAGGGGAGCCGGAGCCAGAGGAAGGAAAACCAAACAAGACCCAGCAGCUAAAGAAAGUCUUCAAGGAAUAUGGAGCGGUGGGAGUUUCCUUUCACAUCGGGAUCUCCCUCAUGUCCCUGGGAAUGUUCUACCUCCUUAUAUCAAGUGGGAUCGAUAUGGCGGCUGUGCUGUGCAAAGUGGGCUUCAGCGAGGCCGUCGUUCGCUCUAAGAUGGCAGCAGGAACCAGCACGUUCGUCUUGGCGUACGCCAUCCACAAGCUCUUCGCUCCUCUUCGCAUCAGCAUCACUCUGGUGUCCGUGCCUCUCAUCGUGCGCUACUUCAGAAAGACUGGUCACUUUAAACCCCCCACACCUGCACCCUGAGGACCCUCCUCUACUCCUCUACUCCUCUACUCCUCUGCUGCCUCCUCAAGCAACAAACAUCCUGACUGUUAAUAGCCAUAAUUAAAACCAUAUGCUCUCAUUUGCCUUCAUCUAGAGAUGACUCACCUCUCAUCAGUCAUUGUGAAUUCAGGUGAAACAUUUUCUUAAUUAGUUCCAGUAGAAUCAAUGUCUUCAAUUGUGUUACUGUAGGAUUAAAAAAGAAUGAAGUGUAAUGGCUCUUUGUAAAAGUGUAUUUGGAGUCAUGUUUUUAAUAUGUGUGCAUUCCAAAAACCAGAAACACAGGCUGAAAAAGCACAAAUAUUUAUUUACAAUCAGAGGUAUGAUCAGGGGUUUUAACCUAUUUCAGUGGGCGGGUUUGUCCCUGAAUGCUGUGAAGGUUCAAUGUGGAAAAAAGCUGAUCUCUCCUCCACUGUUCCCCGUUAGCUGACUUGGCCGUGUUCUGGUGUUACAUGAAUCAGCAGAAUAAUUCAGGUUCUCUCUGUCUCCUACCUCGCUGCUCUUUCUGUCCUGCAGACUCGCCUACGCUGUUUUUAUUUCCUGCCGUUGUUUUGCUUCCCUUGUUGUUUUGCUAUUUUUCCUCUUAGCGCCUCUCCUAGCAUCUUAUUUCUUCUUCUUCUUCUAUCUCUUUGCUGUGCCUCUCUCCCGUUUGCCCUUUAAUUUAGCAAAUGCCACUGCCCAAGCAGUAAAAAUAAUCUCUGAGUGAAGCUGAUUGAAGUUCUUUGCGAGCUUUGGAUGAAGAAUGUUGGUUUGUGAGGGUUAUUUUCUGAUGGACUGUAUUUAACUAUUAAAAAGGGACUCCUCCUUUUAAUAUGGAGUGUUUUUGUUAUGAAAUAUCACCAUCACAAAAUGAUUCCACCGUCACACCAAGAGGCCACCUUUUGGUUGCAUUUCUCCUUUUCUGCCACACUGGGGAGCUCCUGAACUACAAACACAGUGCCGUUGUUCCCUCCAUUACUCUGACAAAACUGCAACAUACAGUUCUCAUCUCUCAUAAGAUUGAAUGUCUUUGUACUCUUAAUGUCUUCAAGAUGGAUAUUAGCGUUAUAUCACCAGAAGGAGCAUCACUCCUCAUGCGCCCUACAAAACAUGAUGCUAAAUGCUUCCCAAACUUCUCUGGUGUUGUUCAGUGUGACAGAUCGUUGUCUACGCAGCGGCGAUAAAGUCGCUGUACAAAUAUUGGGAGAUUACUCAAAACAUGAAAUCAUUUACAGAAUUUCUUGUCACAGAGAACUGGAUGAUACUUCAACUUGAAACACGAGUCUGGGAAAACUAAAUUAUUAAA